This is a messenger RNA of Rotaria socialis, 402 nucleotides long. NCBI's taxonomy places the organism in Eukaryota, Metazoa, Rotifera, Eurotatoria, Philodinida, Philodinidae. The record is from the annotation of a GenBank genome assembly.
AUGGUGACACCGUUCACAUCGAGCAAAAUUUCACUAGCCAUGGUUCAACUCAGCUUUCUCUUAUUUGGUCUUCUAAUUGCUGGUAAUUUGGCAGCACCUACAACAGAAGAGCUUCAAGAAAUUUACUAUGAUACAUGCCAAUUAAGUUGUGGUUUAGUGAAAGAUAAACAAGAAGCUAGCGAAUGCCGUGAAAAGUUUUGUCCUAAUUAUGUUAAUUAUUUAUUAACAGGCUUCACUAUGCCAGAUUCAACACCUAGUCUUGUAUCACAUCAUAAAAAUGACGUAGCUAAAUUUUGUGCUACGUGGAUGGUUCAUUUAAUUAAAGAACUUGGCUGGCAAAGACGUAUUCUUCUCAAUCUUAAACAAUGCAAUUGUGCUGGUGGUACAGAUUGUCUUGUUUAA